This is a messenger RNA of Carya illinoinensis, 2337 nucleotides long. RefSeq names its product transcription termination factor MTEF18, mitochondrial-like. Bases 390 to 2216 code for a protein of 608 amino acids. The record is from RefSeq and is a predicted model, not a curated record. Gene Ontology annotation, cellular component: chloroplast. Gene Ontology annotation, biological process: regulation of DNA-templated transcription; chloroplast organization. The transcript is spliced from 2 exons. Gene Ontology annotation, molecular function: double-stranded DNA binding. NCBI's taxonomy places the organism in Eukaryota, Viridiplantae, Streptophyta, Magnoliopsida, Fagales, Juglandaceae.
AAAUAAAUAACCUCAAAAAAGGAUUUACCCGUUCAGAAACGACUUCGGUCCGCCAGCAACAGUCGGCGGUCGCCUCCGAAAAAUUGCUGGACAACCCAUAAAGCAAACCACCCAAAAAAAGGCCUCACCGCGAUGAGCGAAGAGCAGCAGUGUCGGAAACAGCAAGCAGCCAAGACGCACCGCCAGCAGCAGCAAUUCCUGUUCUCCGAGGGUCUUUUGCUUUGGAUUCGGCUCUCCGUGGAAAUAUGUGAAUGAGCCUCGUUAUUUCUUCACCAAUCUCUCGUGGGUUUCAACCUUUACCCUGCCUCUCUCUUUCGUACAAGAGUUCCCUCUUAAUUGGAUAUAUUGCUUUACUUCUGUAGAAGUCUGUCUUACGUAAACUAUGAUCUAUGCUACUCCUGCAGCUUGUUAAUUUCUCUCACCCCACUCUUUUUUCUCUUUUCACCAUGUUCUUAUCCAGAAACCAUAAAAGGUUAUCUAAACUGCCUGAAAUGAUUGCCAAACUAAACUACCAUGUACUUUUCGAACCUAUUGUCUAUGUGAAACGUACAGCAAAGCAAGACCCGUCUUUUAUUUCCCUUAAAGUUCGAUGCUUUAGCACAUACGGGCUUUCCAAUGAUGCAAAAGUCUCUGUUACUGAGUCAUCACAACUACCCAAUUUCACUUCCCGAGUCUCUCGGAUAGCCAGGACUGAAGCUCAGGAAGUGCUCUUUGAUUAUUUGCAUUGUACUAGGGGCUUCAGCUUUACAGAUGCUGAACACAUAAGCAAGAACUCACCACAUUUCCUUCAAAAUUUGCUCUCCAGGAUUGAUAAUGAGAAAGAUGUAGCUCGGAACUUAACAAAAUUCCUGCGGUACAAUCCCAUUAACGAGUUUGAACCAUUUCUUGAGAGUUUGGGUUUGAAGCCAUCUGAGCUACCAAUGUUUCUCCCACGGCACUUGAUGUUUUUGAAUGAUGAUCAUGUUAUGCUUGACAACUUUCAUGCUUUAUGUGACUAUGGAAUUCCGCGUACUAGGGUUGGUAAAUUGUAUAAGGAAGCUAAUGAGAUUUUUGGAUAUGAUUAUGGGAUAUUGGCUUUGAGACUUCAAGCUUAUGAAACAUUGGGUUUGAGUAAAUCCAUAGUUAUUAAGCUCAUUAAUUGUUGCCCAUCACUUUUGAUUGGUGGUGUUAAUAAUGAAUUUGUCAAGGUUCUUGAGAGAUGGAAGAAAUUUGGAAUUGAAAAUAAUUGGAUUGGAGGGUAUUUAUCUGGUAAAAGUAUGUACAACUGGAACAGAAUGCUUGAUACAAUGGAUUUUCUUGAUAAGGUAGGUUAUAGUGAGGAGCAGAUGCAUUAUUUGUUCAUCUCAAAUCCUUCAUUGCUGUUUGAAGGUUCUGGGAAGACAAUAUAUUUAUUGUUUGGUCGAUUACUCAAGCUGGGUCUCAAGAUGGAUGAGAUCUAUUCUCUUUUUACACAUAAUCCUCAUAUUUUGUCAGGUAAGCGUCUGAAAAAUCUUUUGCAAGCACUGAAUUUUCUACUUGAGGUUGGAAUGGAGCCAAAAUACAUUGCAAGUAUCAUAUCUACCCAUAUCCAGCUCCUGGGUUCGUGCCCUCUGAAAGGACCCAAAACUGUUUGCAAAGAACUGAAAGUUGGAAGGCACGACCUAUGUCAAAUUAUUAAGGAAGAUCCGCUGAAGUUGUUCAGUGUGGCAUCAAAAUCGAAAACAAAGAACAGUGAGCAGGCUUCUUCUCAAUAUCCUAGUAUACACAUUGAGAAAACAACUUUUUUGUUGAGAUUGGGUUACACAGAAAAUUCAGAUGAGAUGAUGAAAGCUCUGAAGCAAUUUCGAGGCAGAGGAGAUCAAUUACAGGAGAGGUUUGAUUGCCUGGUGGAUGCCGGGUUGGACUGCAAUGUUGUGGCAAAAAUUGUUAAACAAGCCCCUAUGAUUCUUAACCAGACGAAAGCCAUACUUGAAAAGAAGAUUGAUUGCUUAAGAAACUAUUUAGGUUACCCACUGGACUCUGUGGUGGCAUUUCCUGCAUAUUUAUGCUAUGAUAUGGAAAGAAUCAGAAGAAGACUUUCGAUGUACGUUUGGCUGAGGGAGAGAGGUGCAGCAAAGCCUACAUUGUCCUUGAGUACUCUUCUUGCAUGCUCAGAUGCACGUUUUGUAAGAUAUUUUGUAGAUGUCCAUCUUGAAGGUCCGGCCAUGUGGGAAAGUAUAAAGGACCAUCAACCUUAAAGCUGAGAACAUUUUCAUCCUUGCUCAUGAUUUUUUUUCUAAUGAAAAAGGCACCACAUUCUAUAUAACAAUAUAUGCUUUAUGAAUGGCCCGUCUGUUUGUUGUGCUCAUAUUUCUUUCA